UACAAUGUACACCGCCCUCCACAUGCUCAGCUGUUUAUUGAUACCCACACUAACAGUGGCGAUUUCGCAAGUUCCAGAAGAGAUCCGGAUGGAUUGGGUCAGUACCGCUGAACCCUUUCGGAUAGAUUGCGAAUGUGAAAGUGGGAUAGCGCCGGAUUUGUCACAGCGGGUUCUGUCAUUAGCUGAAUUUCCGAACGACUCUUGUCUUAAGUCUUACAUGUUCUGCAUCGGUACGAAACUAAACCUGAUCAACACAGCGACGUACGAAGUCAGCGUAAAAGAGUACGUACGUCGCGUGGCAGGAGUCUACGAUAUGAUCGCCACCAAAUGCGUUAAUGCGACAUGUGGCCUCAAAGAUCCGUGCGAAAAGAUUUACCAAAUGAGUCUUUGUAUCGUAUUUUCCUUAGUACAACCUCCUAUUUCCAUUUCUUGAGGCGCUUCUACUAAUCAUCUUUUCUAGUAGUGUAGAUAUGUUCUAUUUGGUGUCGCGGUAAAAGCACUAGUAAUGAUCAAAUAAUGCUUGGAACCGUUUCAGGCGGAUAUGCCACAACUGUAUAGCGUAAGACUAUUUAAUAGCAACUUAAAAUGUGUCUGCGUGGGGUUGGCACCGGAACCGAAAAUAAUCGGUACUGAACCCAAUUUUAUUACAUUUAUAAACAAGGAUUUGAAUUUUUGAAUUUCCGGAUGUCUGCCAUUUUGUAACGGUAAGUUUGAAUUUGUGCGAGAGAUUUGAAUUUUUGACUUUGCUGAUGCUCGUCAUUUUGCACCGGUUUGAAUUAUUGAAUUUCCGAUUGUGGCGCCGCAUAGUGGGAAUUUGUUGACUUUACCAAAAUCGUUAUAGUAUAGUUUUCUGUAAUUAGCAUCUAGUGACUGAUUCAUGAAAUAGUUUCGUGGUGGUAAAUUGAAAGAUAAAUGUAUAGAGUUGCCAAAGAUGUAAAACUACAGCGCACAACUAUACGCAACAGUCAUAAUGGCACUAAUCUGCCAGCCAUUCAUUUUUGCUGAGGGCAUUCUGAGGCUGGUAAACGUUAUAUUCCAGGGGGCUCGCCCCGAAGGUAUUGUUACAAUUGUUAUUACUUAGACUCCUUUUUUAAAUAAACAAGUUACAUAAUAUCCGUCGUACAUAAAAUAGCAAGUGAUCUGUGUUGUUGUGCGAGGAUUUUGAAAAUGGGUGCUGAUCAAGGUGUGUAUUUCAAUUAUGCGUUUUUUAUACGACCCAUAGAUUGCUUAGACCUUUCACUACCACCUAAUAGA
Messenger RNA from Photinus pyralis (common eastern firefly), 1254 nucleotides. RefSeq lists its product as uncharacterized. The record is from RefSeq and is a predicted model, not a curated record. Bases 5 to 433 code for a protein of 142 amino acids. Lineage: Eukaryota; Metazoa; Arthropoda; Insecta; Coleoptera; Lampyridae. Gene Ontology annotation, molecular function: odorant binding. The transcript is spliced from 2 exons.